Messenger RNA from Orbicella faveolata, 6908 nucleotides. RefSeq lists its product as uncharacterized. Lineage: Eukaryota; Metazoa; Cnidaria; Anthozoa; Scleractinia; Merulinidae. Gene Ontology annotation, cellular component: plasma membrane. The record is from RefSeq and is a predicted model, not a curated record. Gene Ontology annotation, biological process: iron ion transport. Gene Ontology annotation, molecular function: oxidoreductase activity; copper ion binding.
UGAAAAUAGGAUAUGGCGUAGAUCAAAGGAAGAUGAAAUGAUUUUGCUAAUUGAAUACUAAUAUAAUGACGUGUAUGAGUCGUAAGUUUGACGAUGGCUUGUAUUGAAGAUAACUGUUUAAAAGUCUGAACGAUAUGCUCUAUUUUUCUUUAAAAUUCAUCCCUUAGAAUAGAGUAUUUAUUGCAGAAUUCUCCCAAAACAAUUCGGUUAUUCGCUCGAUUUCCAUGAGGCGGUAGUUGAAUCAGCCUUCGUCCUCAUCAACUAUCGCCUCAUAGAAAUCUCGAGGUCAUAAUCUAAUUUUUAAUUAUCAUGAUUUGCUGAAAUAUUCUUGACGCUUCGGAGUGGAGGGGGGAAUUUAAUAAAGCCCCCGCUUUAAAUAGGGUCACCUGAUAAAUUGUCAACAUAAGUGGGGGCCAUAAAUUUCAAUUCCUCAAACAAAGCAAGUGGUAUUAAUAUAAUUAUUAGUAGUAACAUAACCAUUUUUUUCUUUUUUUUUUUUUACCUAGCAUGUGAAGUAGCUUUGCCAAAGCGCUUCAGAGCGGCGCGGGAAUUUAAAUUAGCCUUGAAACGCAUUCAUAUGACAUUUUAUUACUCAUGAUCAACUUAACGUAACGUAACUUCAUAUAACUUAGUCAGUUUUAUAUUCUUUUAUCAAAGACAAUGAGGCGUUUUGUUUUCUUCAUGAUAACUUGGGCGUUGGCGGCAUCAGUCCCUCGUCACAAUGAAGCUCAGGAAGGAAACCAAGAAAAAGACCCUGAAGAUUUUGAAAGUUCAGGGGACUUUGCCAUAAAGAGUUUCCAGUUUCUUGAGGAAAACCUGCUGGAAGAAACCCUCAACUGUGAAUACGGUAAACCAAGUUGUGAAUGCGCUGCAGAUGCAGAUGUUUGCAGAUUUAACCUUGAAAUUGACGAAAUUCGAACCUUCACCAGCUAUCAAAAGUUAUCGCUGGAUGAACCUACAGGAAUUGCUAUGCGAGGAGCCCUGGGAGUCAUCUACUAUUUCGGUGAAGAUGGGACACCUACUCCACUGCAGACUAAUAGGGAAUGUUCGAGUCUGUCCAACGUUAACUGCACCAAUCCCCAGUUUGUAGAUGGCAAAACGUACCGUUUGGCGAUAGCUGUCAAUGGACAGAUUCCGGGACCUACCUUGAUAGUUCACGAAGGGCAAGAGGUUGAAAUUCAUGUUCACAACAAUCUUACCUCCGAGGGUAUUUCAAUACACUGGCAUGGGAUGCACCAGAAAGGAACACCUUGGAUGGAUGGUGUAGGGCACGUCACUCAAUGUCCGAUAGGACCUCAAUCGAGCUUUUCAUACAGGUAUAUUGCUAGUCCUUCAGGAACGUUUUGGUACCAUUCUCACAGUGGCGCACAAAGAACAGAUGGCUUCUAUGGUGCACUAAUAGUUAAAGAAACACCUGAAAGAAUGGAUAAAAUCCAAAUUGAACUCGAAGCGCAUGGUGUCGAUGAUGAAUUUGAAGACCUUCCAGAUCAGCACACGUUAUCGUUUCUAGACUGGCAACAGGAGGCAUCUUUGGACCUGUUCUCACAGAUCCACGCUGGCUUGGGCUUUUAUCCAGACAAACCGCUUGGUGAGGUGCCUACUGCUGAAGAUGAUGCGUAUACUAUCACACGUGGUUUUGAAGGAGCAGGGGUUGGGCCAUUCCCGUACUUUUCUGGAAUUAUAAAUGGGAAAGGCAGGCAUGCUGAUGUUCCAUAUAUCAAAACAAGACUGAGUAUAUUUACUGUUGAAGAGGGAAAGACAUAUCGCUUUCGGCUGGUUGGAGCCCAAGGAGAUUUUGCUUACAGAUUCUCCAUUGAUGGCCAUAAACUUACCGUUGUGGGUACUGACGGCUAUUGGCUUGAGCCUGUAAAAGACGUCGAUUACAUCAUCAUUCAUACAGGAGAAAGGUAUGACUUUCUACUUAGUGCAACCAAUACAGAUGGAUUGAGUGACUACUGGAUGCGUGCCGAGACUCUGGAGGUUAAUACACGUGGGUCUCGACCACCCUACCAGUCAUUAGGAAAUGUGGCAGAGGCUGUUUUGCACUACAAGCAGCCGGAAGACUCGGAUGAUCCGGAUGUUAAUGUACCGUCAUCAAAAUAUGAAGAGAUCAAAGAAAACUCUCCUCCCAUAGAGUGCACCGAAGCCAACCCAUGCAAAGCAGUGAACUGCCCGUUUCUGGACUUUCAUUCAUCAUAUAGCAUCACCUGUGUUAAUGUCCAGGACCUACGCUUACUUGAGCCAACUCCACCUGAUGAGCUUCCAAAUGCAAACCCUAAAGACCCUGAGGAGUGUCCAGGUUGCAGACAUUUCAUCAACUUCAAUUUUGAGGGUGAAUCUUCAACUAGUUCACUGAACGGGCGCAAUUUCAUCUUUCCUUCCUUUCCUCCCCAAACCCAAUAUUAUGAGUUUGAAAGAAAGGACACAAAGUGUGACCUUACGGCUGACUGUAAUCCAUAUACAACCGCGUGCACAUGUGUUCAUGUCAUAGACAUUCCACAUGACGAAACUGUUCAAAUGGUGUUUUCAUCAAUUGGUCUAGUCGGCAGCGCCCAUCCAAUUCAUCUCCAUGGCCACACAUUCCAUGUUGUUCAUGUUGGAUAUCCAGAAUAUGACAACACGACUGGUUUUGUUGGAAACCACAACAGUGAUAUCUACUGCGAUGAUGUCGACUGUACUACAGAAGGCUGCGUUCCAGGGAGAUGUACCAGACCAAGUUGGGCAGAACCAAUGGAAUUUUAUAUUGAUGAGAAAACGGUCAGAAAGGACACAGUUAUGGUUCCUGCUGGUGGGUACGUGGUCAUCAAUUUAAUAUCUGAUAAUCCUGGUUGGUGGUUGCUCCACUGCCACAUUGAAAUACAUCAGCUCCAGGGAAUGGCAAUGAUUGUCAAUGAGAUUUCUGAUAAGCCGCUUCGACCACCCAUAGGGAUGAACAAGUGUGGAGACUUUGAGAUAAGUCUCAAAAGAUUUCGCUCGUACACCUCGAGGGUGAAGUAUUAACUAAAAAAGAGAAGGUAUUACUAUUUUUAGCAGCUUUUGGAAUCCAGCAAAACUAUUAACUAGAAAACAUCCCGUGAGAAAGCUGUCCGGUACUUUUAUUUAACAAUUAGAUUAUGGGUUAGGGAUUUCUAUAUGGUGAUUGUACAGUCCAGUGAGCAAAUCAAACCUCUAACCAAAUUCAUGUAGCCGUGCUAGAGGGUCACAAUUCGUUUUGGUUCUACUUUUGCUUGGAUGGCAAAGUGGUGCGAGGUUUUUGGCACCAAUCGCUAAACGUAGUAAUGCAAAACUAAGACAAAUGGGAAUUAUUUUCGACACGCAAGUGAAAACCGCUCUAAACGGUAAAACCACAAUCCUAAACAUACUAACGAAGCAGUAGGUUUCUAUUCGAUUUAGAUUAAGCAUUUUAGACUACACCUAGUUAUUCCAGUUACUCAGUAAGUAUAGUAUUUUGAUAAGAAUGGUUAAAACGAUCUGUAAUUUUUGGUCAUUAAGUUCAUUGUCACUUGGUCGUUGAGUCUAUAACCUUGUGUAUGGACAUUUGCUGCAGUGUUCUCGAUUAAAAGGCAUUGCAAUACAUACUACAUACUCAUUCUUAUCAAAAUACUACAAAGUAAUAUCCACGGAGGUUUUUAACUUCAAACAUUUUAGGUUUAAAUUGGCGCGCCUUUGGAGUUAUUUUAACUCUUACAGAACUCCCAAACUGGACAAAAAUAAAGCAAAUACCCUGAAAGUUCAAAAUAACUCUUCCUUAUGGAUAAUUUUCAACCCUAAAAUUCAAUUAAAAAAGCUUUGGUUAAUUUAGCUCCUUAACAGAAUGGCGUUUACUCACAGGCGAUUCCGAAAAUCAUUGGAAACGUAUACCAUUGUUCAGAUCCCAAAAAGGGAUUUCUUUGGGAAAAAUAUAUAUAUUUUCGCGGCUAGACUUUGGAUAAAUCACUUUGGAUUUUAAAUUAAUUUGGAUUUUACUCAAAUCUGGGAAGAAAUGGGAAAUUAUUUUCCCGUUCUGUGAAAAUGUUGGGCAAAAAGCAAGACCGUUUAAUUUUGUCCUUCAAACAAUUCAAAAUUGUUACUUUGGGAAAAUAUUGGGAAAUGUUUAAACUUUAUUCCAAUCUUCACAAAUUUAUUUGUGAUUGGGAAAUGAUUUUCUGACACUGGGAAAUUAUUGGUAACCUAAUUUGGAAAAUUAUGGGUUUAGGGAAGGAAAUUUGGGAGUUAUUGUUUUGGGAAAAACGUUGGGAAUUCUUAAACAAGUUCCGCUUUUUCUCAAAUUUAUGAGUAUGGGACAUUGUUUCCUAGCACUGGGAAAAUUGGUAAGCCCACAUUUUGAUAAUUUAUUAGAUUUUUUUCCAAAUCUUGGAAAGGGAAGGGGCAUUUUCCCGUAUCAUGUACAACUGUGGUUAAAAUUAGGAAAUGUAACUGUGACAAGACAAUAAUCACAAUUUUUUGAGCAAUUAUAGUACAGUUUAAUUUUGUGGUCAGUUACCGCACUGUGUCACACAGAAACAUUUCGCCUGUCCUCCGCCAAAUGACACAGGCCAGUAUAGAAGACAUAAUAACCAGUACAUUUAGUAGACAUGAGGGUAUUAUUGUAUGUGUUAUUAGAAUGGAAUUUACAUCAACAAAUACAGGUGGGAUAAAAACGACAUGUGUGGUACGUGUUUAUUUCCAAUUAUAUUUCUCAAACUCAUUAAUGAUUCAUCAAGUUUAAACUUUAGAAGAUCUGAAAUUGAUCUUAUACCUUGCGUGUUUUAAGAGCCGUUCUAAAUAAAUGUUUAACUGUUGACAGCAGUUAAUUGAAAACAUUUUACUGAAGCUCAGUCUACAAUUGCCAAGACUUUGAAAGCAUUGGACUUGAAAACAGCGCAUGCCCAGCUACAUUUGUCUAGCGUAGGAUUCGUAACAUUUACCGAUCGACCAAAAUUCUUCGAUCGAGAACAACUGAAAAUCUGUGCCCGCGAGGAAAUUUUAAGAACGGAAGACCAGCCAGAAGAGUUCCAAUCUAAGAAAAGAACGCUUAUUGACUACGGACUAACAACGACUAAUUCCGAAAGUCAAUGUGAAGGCUAAAGUUAGAAACAAAAUAGGGAAAAAGACGACGAAGUAGAGUGUGAUGGCACAUCAAUGACCUGGCAGGGCGUCUUAGACUUAUGCUAAAAUUUUUCGCAACCACUUGAAAAGGCCGAUGGAAUAUUCACGGAUAUACUCUCGGUAUUUCUCGUGUAUUUCUCAAUGUGAUUCACACAGAAUAACCUCGUAGGUUUUAAUCAAGUUUAAAAAUAUAAUGUAAAAAUGAUUUCCCUUCUUUAGUACGAAACUCUUUCCCUAAGAAAACGUCUCAAAGACAACCAACACUGCCGGAGCGUUUUCAACUAGACUUGCCACAAGUCGACCUUUUCUUAAUCCUUGACUUACUUAUCUCCCUCGAGCGAAGAGAGAGGGUAAUCUUCGCGAUUAAGUCAGGAUCGAGGGCGAGCGCGAGCGACUUAGUUCGCGAGAGGUCUAUUUGUUUCACCUGCAGGAAUGUGAAUUAAUGUGUAAAUUUUUGGCGCGAAAAACGCGAUUGACAUUUCUCACUUUUCAUGUGCUCCACGCGCGAUCGUCGCGAAAGCAGAAAAUGAUUUCCAUCAAAACGUUUACGAGUACUGUUCCCUAACUCAAAUGAAUUUAUUUGUGUAAAUAUAUACAGUGCAGUAUGUAGUCAGCAAUAUAGACAAACGUUAGAAGCUGUUCCAUUGAGUAACGCCUCCUGAAAAGUCAAAACUGUGUUUAAACCGAUCGGGAAUUGUUUGUUUUAGUCUAGAUUGGUCGUCUAGAUUAGAGAAUAACCAGUGAUCGACCAGAGAGGUGCCUGACAAACGCUAUAAACUUAUGUAGAUCUAGCUUGUACCGACAAGAAUCCGAAUUAACUAAAGAUGACGGAAUUAGUCUGGGAAAACUUCAGUUAAUUCUGUAAAGCUCUCUUGAUUAAAUAACGUUGAGAAUCGAAGUCGCAACCAGCGGCAGAGUAUAAAAUCGCUGUUCCCAAAAGUCCUUCAUCGAUCGACCACUGCUUUCAACACGGUAAAGUCGAUAAAACGGCCGAUGCAAAUUUGCUGAGAUUCCCCUUCUUUGUAGAGAAGUUACUUGGUCAUUCAUUUAAAUCAACUAAAAGUGCAACAAUUACACAAACUGCAGGAACGGUUCUGUUCCUCUUUGAAAGGUCCAAACUUAAUUCUCGGAAAUGAUCCACAUCAUCCAGGAGCUCAGACCGCGGCCGUAAUUAAACAAACACGUAUUGGCCGGAUAUGUAGCCUUCCACUGCUUUUCCCUGUCCUUCUUUCAAAGACUUAAAAUUAAGUUGCACAAACCAUAUUCAAUUGCUACCAUAAAAUCCAUAUUCUUAAGUAUAUCCGAUAACAAAAGCUAAAUGAAAAAGAUUUUUUGUCGUUGAUCGCGCGCAAAGUCAUGACUUAUAGUCAGUACUUGUUUGAUCAUUUGUUGAUGUGUAUUUACGUCACCGGUGGAAAAAUCCACCGGUAAAAUUUGGCGCGCUGCAAGUGGGAAAAGUCCUUUCCAACGGCGAAACUAUUAUUGGAAAGGACUUCUAGAAAGUCUACACUGCGGUGCAAAUUACCGCGCACGCGUUCGCAAUUUUCUCAGUGAUAUGAUAAAUGAGUAAUCGUAUGAAAGCUUAAGCAAUUAAGUAUUCACACUACCCGUGGUAUUUGAAAAUUCUUCUAUAUUACACUAGCCUAAAGCCUCGUGCAAUUUUGAGCGAAUUUUCAAAUAUCACUCGUAGUGUAAAUACUUUAUUGCACUCGCGUUCAUACGAUUACCUUUACUUGUAAAACGAAUCAUCAAUUGGAGUCAUUUUAAUGCGCACGUACAAAAACAGUAUUUGAUUUUAAUUGGUGAACCUCGCCCCUGCC